Choloepus didactylus (southern two-toed sloth) is the source of this 4849-nucleotide messenger RNA. It is a transcript of the gene RANBP17, whose product is annotated as RAN binding protein 17. Gene Ontology annotation, molecular function: small GTPase binding; nuclear export signal receptor activity. Gene Ontology annotation, biological process: protein export from nucleus. The record is from RefSeq and is a predicted model, not a curated record. NCBI's taxonomy places the organism in Eukaryota, Metazoa, Chordata, Mammalia, Pilosa, Megalonychidae. Gene Ontology annotation, cellular component: cytoplasm; nuclear pore. The transcript has 28 exons. Bases 17 to 3283 code for a protein of 1088 amino acids.
CGCCGCUCCCGGGAAGAUGGCGCUGCACUUUCAGAGUUUGGCUGAAUUGGAAGUAUUAUGUACUCACCUUUACGUAGGGACUGAUCUUACACAAAGGAUAGAGGCUGAGAAAGCCCUUCUGGAACUUAUCGACAGCCCAGAAUGCCUCAGCAAGUGUCAACUUUUACUAGAACAAGGAACAACAUCCUAUGCUCAGCUCCUUGCAGCAACGUGUCUUUCAAAACUUGUUAGUCGAGACUGUCCUUUACCUGUUGAACAGAGGAUAGAUAUCCGAAACUACAUCCUGAAUUAUGUGGCAUCCCAACCCAGGCUGGCUCCCUUUGUCAUCCAAGCUCUUGUUCAAGUCAUUGCUAAAAUCACUAAGUUGGGAUGGUUUGAGGUUGAGAAAGAUCAUUUUGUUUUCAGAGAAAUUAUUGCUGAUGUGAAGAAGUUUCUACAGGGUACUGUGGAACACUGCAUAAUAGGAGUAAUGAUCCUUUCAGAAUUGACUCAGGAAAUGAACCUGGUUGAUUAUUCUAGACCUUCAGCAAAACACAGGAAAAUAUCUACCUCAUUUCGUGACACUUCUCUCAAAGACAUUUUAAUGCUAGCAUGCUCCCUUUUAAAAGAGGUGUUGGCUAAGCCUUUAAAUCUUCAGGAUCAGUGUCAACAAAAUCUUGUAAUGCAGGUUUUGAAACUGGUCCUUAACUGCCUUAACUUUGACUUCAUUGGCAGUGCAGCAGACGAAUCUGCAGAUGAUCUUUGCACAGUGCAGAUUCCAACUACUUGGAGAACAACUUUCCUAGAACCAGAAAUAUUGGAUCUUUUCUUCAAUUUGUAUCAUUCACUUCCACCUCUACUGUCUCAAUUAGCACUUUCAUGUUUAGUUCAGUUUGCUUCUACAAGAAGGUCCUUAUUUAGCAGUCCUGAACGUGCCAAGUACCUUGGUAAUUUAAUUAAAGGAGUAAAAAGGAUACUUGAAAACCCUCAGGGUUUGUCUGAUCCAGGUAAUUAUCAUGAGUUCUGUCGAUUUUUGGCCCGUUUAAAAACAAAUUAUCAGCUGGGAGAAUUAGUUAUAGUGAAGGAGUAUCCUGAAGUUAUCAGAUUGAUAGCUAAUUUUACCAUUACUAGCCUCCAGCAUUGGGAAUUUGCUCCCAACAGUGUUCAUUAUUUAUUAACUCUGUGGCGAAGGAUGGUAGCAUCGGUUCCCUUCGUGAAAUCAACUGAACCCCAUCUAUUAGACACUUAUGCACCAGAAAUCACGAAGGCCUUUAUCACUUCUCGGUUGGAAUCUGUUGCCAUAGUCGUGAGAGAUAAUUUAGAUGAUCCACUGGAUGAUACUGCUACUGUGUUCCAGCAGCUUGAGCAGUUGUUCACUGUCAGCAGAUGUGAAUAUGAAAAGACAUGCACUCUUCUUGUACAGUUGUUUGACCAAAAUGCACAGAAUUACCAAAAACUUCUACACUCAGCUUCUGGUAGAACUGUGGAUAUGGCAAUUCAGGAAGGACGUCUUGCAUGGCUGGUAUACUUAGUUGGUACAGUUGUAGGAGGAAGAUUAACAUAUACCAGUACAGAUGAACAUGAUGCUAUGGAUGGAGAAUUAUCCUGUCGAGUUUUUCAGCUUAUAUCUUUAAUGGAUACCAGAUUGCCUCAGUGUUCUAAUGAGAAAAUAGAGCUUGCAAUUCUGUGGUUCUUGGAUCAGUUUCGUAAAACGUAUGUUGGUGAUCAACUGCAAAGAACCUCAAAGGUAUAUGCACGUAUGUCAGAAGUCUUAGGAAUAACAGAUGACAACCAUGUUCUAGAAACAUUCAUGACGAAAAUUGUUACAAACCUUAAAUACUGGGGAAGAUGUGAACCUGUAAUUUCAAGGACUCUUCAGUUCCUAAAUGACCUUUCUGUUGGCUAUAUCCUUUUAAAAAAACUUGUGAAGAUAGAUGCUGUGAAAUUCAUGCUAAAAAACCACACGAGUGAACACUUCCCCUUUCUUGGCAUCAGUGACAGUUACAGUCUCAGUGACUUCAGGUGCCGAACCACCUUCUACACAGCCCUCACUCGCCUUCUGAUGGUAGAUCUAGGGGAAGAUGAGGACGAAUUUGAGAAUUUCAUGCUGCCUCUUACAGUCUCUUUUGAAACGGUAUUACAUAUAUUCAACAACAACUUCAAACAAGAAGAUGUAAAGCGUAUGUUGAUCGGGCUGGCAAGAGAUCUUCAAGGGAUUGCCUUUGCGCUGAACACAAAGACCAGCUACACCAUGCUGUUUGACUGGAUGUACCCAACAUAUCUUCCCAUUCUUCAAAGGGCUGUUGAGCGGUGGUAUGGAGAGCCAGUGUGUACAACUCCCAUCUUAAAACUUAUGGCAGAACUGAUGCAAAACAGAUCCCAGCGUUUGAAUUUUGAUGUAUCAUCUCCGAAUGGAAUUCUUCUCUUCAGAGAAGCUAGUAAAAUGAUUUGUACUUAUGGUAAUCAGAUCCUGUCCCUUGGGAGCCUCUCAAAAGAUCAGAUUUAUCCAGUGAAACUCAAGGGCAUCUCCAUCUGCUAUUCGGCUCUCAAAUCUGCCUUGUGUGGAAAUUAUGUCAGCUUUGGCGUCUUCAAGUUGUAUGGGGACAACCAUUUUGACAAUGUACUCCAGGCCUUUGUCAAAAUGCUGCUGUCAGUGUCUCACAGUGACUUGCUACAAUAUCGGAAAUUGAGCCAGUCUUUUUACCCACUCCUGGAAUGUCUCACCCAGGACCACAUGAGCUUCAUCACCAACUUAGAGCCUCCAGUACUCCUGUAUGUUCUCACGUCUAUCUCAGAGGGACUCACAACUCUUGAUACAGUUGUUUUCUCCAGCUGCUGUACCAGUUUAGACUACAUUGUCACCUACCUCUUCAAGCACAUAGCGAAAGAGGGCAAGAAGCCACUUCGAUGCAGAGAGGCUACCCAAGCCGGUCAGAGACUAUUACACUUUAUGCAGCAAAACCCAGAUGUCUUGCAGCAGAUGAUGUCAGUCCUCAUGAACACCAUCAUCUUCGAAGACUGUCAGAACCAGUGGUCAGUGUCCAGGCCUCUCCUGGGGCUCAUCCUGCUCAACGAGAAGUAUUUCAGUGAACUGAGGGCAAGUCUGAUCAACAGCCAACCUCUCCCCAAGCAGGAGGUUCUUGCCCAGUGCUUCAGGAACCUGAUGGAAGGAGUGGAACAGAACCUGUCCAUCAAGAACAGAGACAGGUUCACCCAGAACCUGUCAGUCUUCAGAAGAGAUGUGGCAGAGGCCCUGCGCAGUGAUGGCAGCACCGAGCUGGGCAGUCUGGACAUGAUGAGCUGACCCAGCUCCUCUCACCCUUAUCAAGGGACUCUUGUAGGUCUGGGUCCCAGGACAGUGGCUUUGGCUAGCCCAGGGGAAUCUAUUUUUUGAAACAAACAAACCACAACAACAACAAAACAAACAAAAAAGCUACCUUUUUGUAAGUCUGGCAUAAUUGUAAAAAUUUAAAUAACACAAUGUAAACUCAUUCUUCGCGCUGAAAAAGGAAAAGGCGUGUUUUCAGUCUUUCAAAUAUCAUUGCCUUUUUGUUCUUGUAACACUCUGAAGGGAUAUAGAAACAGUAUUUAACCAAAGAACAUAAUAAGCCAGGUUUGCAGCUAAGUGUGUACUAGUUAAUGGAUCUGUGAUCAGGGUUGUGAAUUUGUUGGAGAUGCAUCCUUCAACACAGACCCUGGAUUGAGACAAAUGCCGUUUGAACCUGUUAAAUUGGUCGUUUUUAUGAGCCUGGAAUAAGCAGCACUAGGGACCCUAAGCUGUGGGCAUUUAGAAGGAGCCUGGGAGCUCUACAAAGCAUCCCACAGGACGGCACGCAGGCUGCUCUGCCUUAGCAGCAUCUGAUAAAGUUGAGAGACGGUAACUCAAUUAAAUGACUUACAAACAAUGUUUGCUUUUCACUGGCAUAAAUCUGAAGUGGUGCAGUCUAGAAGAAUUAAGCCAUGCAAUUACUUCCUGCAGAGAUACCUCUUCAGAAGGGGUCAAGUAGCCCCAGUAGAAAGUUCUGGGUGGUGCCUGCACCUUGUCCUUCUGCCUCCAUUUAAUUUUAAGAGAAGCUAAAGGUAUCUAAUUCAACUAUAAUGUUUGAAGAAUCUCUUCUUUUUUGGGCCACCCAAAACAAGUCUAGGUGCUAAAGUUCAGAGUCAUAGUGAUAGAAAUUUUCAAAGAGUGAAGAAAAGCUGGUUUCCAUCCCUCCACAACAACUCAUUACUGUUGAGAUUGUGGUAGAAGAUGCAAUCUAAUGACUUAACCCAAAUCCAGAACAUGAAGGAGGCCUUUACAGUUUGUAAUAUACUACAACUGGACUAUUAAUUUGAGAUUGCCACUGUCAAAUGGUUUUUGUAUCUCAUGUCUCUGUCUUCAUGGUCCAGGCUUGUAAUAAGUAUUGUGCCCGUUAUUUCUGAUAAGACAUGAAAGGUUGGCCUUACUGUUGAACAAGAAGUAACACGGGCUUCUGUUAUCUUGUUUCUCAUACUAGUGUUUUCUGAAACCUUUCUUGAUAGUUUUGCAACAGGCUUGUCAUAUAAAAGCCAUCAUCCAAGUUUAUCUCAAAAUGUUUGUCUUCCAUGUGUGAGCCCAGGAAUCAGGAAAUACUGUGUUCCAGGUGGGAUCACUUCUGGUAUUUAAUGGAUAAGUAAGGCCUUGGCCUUACACUGUAUUUCAUGAGGAGGCAGAAAAUAAUUUUCCUUGAGAAAGCAAAUUCUGAACUCUACAUAACAUCAACUGUUCCCAGAAGUUUGACAUGAGAAUUUCUGUUUCUCAUGGGCUGAUUACUGUACACUCAUCCCACAAAAAAAAUGCUUCCUAUUCUGGCACUGUUUUUUUUGCAGAAGUCUAGGACCUAAAAGCUUC